Messenger RNA from Pistacia vera, 661 nucleotides. RefSeq lists its product as uncharacterized. The transcript has 3 exons. The record is from RefSeq and is a predicted model, not a curated record. The coding region runs from base 84 to 359 and encodes 91 amino acids. NCBI's taxonomy places the organism in Eukaryota, Viridiplantae, Streptophyta, Magnoliopsida, Sapindales, Anacardiaceae.
AUUAUUGUAUAAUAGCUUCAUCCAAACAACCUGAAACCCAGGUUUAAAUUGAAUUGUGGUUUUGGUGAGACGCCGAAUUGAGAAUGGGCGAAGAAGAAGAAAAAGUAGCCUCAUCCGUCCCUCCUUCGCCUCCUCCUCCUCCUCCUCCAUUUGAUCCCAGUCGAAUGAUUGGUAUCAUCAAAAGGAAGGCUUUGAUUAAAGAAUUGGCUGCCUUAUACCACGCAGAGUGCCUUGCUUACUGUCAACAACUUUUGGAACUUCAAAAAAAAUGGGAAGAGCCAUUUGUGGAUACAAAGACUCCUGAUGAUUUACGGAAAGAAACAAUGAAGCCCCCCAAGCGUCUAAAGAAGACCCGUUGAGGGUAUUGUAAGAGUUGAAUCUAAAUCUUGUGCCGGUUCUGCAAAAUAUGCAAUGUUAAAAUGUUUUAACAUCAUUCUGGAAUUCAUAUUUUCUUGGUGAUGGAUGUGCUCACUGACAGGUUUAAAGAUGCUAUAUCAUCUCUGACCACUUAAUACUGAAAGGCAAUAGCUAGGGAGGGAAAGGUCUAUAAUUAUGUUGUUACUGUGUAUAGUAAACUCCAGUUACAUUGUUUUGGAUUAUGAUUAUUAAAAACAUAAAUGUGAAGUGUGCCGCCGGUGGACCAAACCUUUUCUUUUGCUUA